Drosophila grimshawi is the source of this 1065-nucleotide messenger RNA. It is a transcript of the gene e(r), whose product is annotated as protein enhancer of rudimentary. The record is from RefSeq and is a predicted model, not a curated record. Lineage: Eukaryota; Metazoa; Arthropoda; Insecta; Diptera; Drosophilidae. The transcript has 3 exons. Bases 334 to 648 code for a protein of 104 amino acids.
GCGCAAUUGGCGGCAUUAGACGACACUGGCGCACCGGCCACUUGACAACACUGCAUGUGUGCAAAGAAGAAGCAGCAGAGACCAACCAAGCUACGGAAAAUGUGUUUGUAACAUUUAAAAGCAUACAAACUUUAAGUAAACGUUUUUAUGUUACAAAUAAAUAGCAUUCGUGCCACUGUCGCAGCAGCGUAUCCAAAACACUUGGCUCAGUCUCGGAAACAACAGCAAGAACAGCAACACCAGCAACAACAAUAGCAGCAGCAGCUGCAGCACAACAGCCAAUAACAUUUCUGAUUUUACAGCGAGAAAGAGAGAGCGAGAGCUAGCUGAGAUAUGUCGCAUACGAUUCUGUUAGUUCAGCCGGGCGCUCGUCCGGUGACGCGAACAUAUUGCGAUUACGAGAGCGUCAACGAGUGCAUGGAGGGCGUGUGCAAGAUUUACGAGGAGCAUUUGAAGAGGCGCAAUCCGAACACACCAACGAUCACGUAUGAUAUCAGUCAGCUGUUUGAUUUCAUCGAUACGCUCAUGGAUAUUAGCUGCUUGGUCUAUCAGAAGAGCACCAACACAUAUGCGCCCUACAACAAGGACUGGAUCAAGGAGAAGAUUUAUGUUCUCCUGCGCCAGGCGGCCUUCAGUCCAAAUGCCUAAAAAACCCCCUAAUUAAAACCCUUACCAAAUAUCAAAAACAAAAAAAAAAAAACAAAACAACACCAGAAGCAGCAGCAACAAAACAAAACCCAAAAUAAUUGUUACUAAUACUAACGAAAGAGCGAGACAGCGAGAGAGAGAGGGAAGAGAAGAGAAGAGAGCAGGCGGUCAUUGAUUAAUUUUGUACAAAUUAAUUAAGCUUGCUGCUGCCACAUUCUAGCAAAUCAGCUAAGGAUCAUCUAACUCGAAAUGCAUGAAGCAUGUGGUUUUUUUUUUUUUUACUUUUACAUUAGUGUUUUCCUUAUGGAAAAAGCGACUGUAUUUGUUUUGUAGGCGUUCGAAUGAUCCACAAAACGAGAAAUGAAAACAUCAUUUUUUUGUAUUUAACGAUAAUAAUAAUAAUGUAUGUAUAUAUAU